Messenger RNA from Nymphaea colorata (pocket water lily), 2860 nucleotides. Its product is annotated as probable galacturonosyltransferase 7. Bases 421 to 2253 code for a protein of 610 amino acids. Gene Ontology annotation, molecular function: polygalacturonate 4-alpha-galacturonosyltransferase activity. The transcript is spliced from 9 exons. The record is from RefSeq and is a predicted model, not a curated record. Lineage: Eukaryota; Viridiplantae; Streptophyta; Magnoliopsida; Nymphaeales; Nymphaeaceae.
UACAAGUUAGAAUCCGCUUGUGCACUGGGGAGAAAGGGAGGGUUCCAAAAGCCGACGUCAUGAGAGGCCAUGACAUUCAGAGCUUCAUCAUCAUCAUCAUCACCAGCAUCACCGCUCCCUGACACCGCAUCCUGUUUGUUCUCUCUCGUUCUCUGGCAGCCAGCUUUGAGUUCGCAUCAGGAAGGUGCCUUGCCUCCUUCCCCCCAUGUGCUUCUUUUCCUUCGAUGCUGCAAAUUAAAUUGAAGCCAACUGUUGGGGCAUCAUCAUCUCAUCGGGUGCUAUUGCGAAAAGCAGGUAUGGUAUUACAAUGUGCAAGGGAAUUGGUCGGAUAAGUGCGUGAGGAUCGAUUCCAAGUCCGAGGGAGGUGGGAGCCAGAAGAAACCGAAGGAUAAGCUCGGAGGACAAGGUGGCGGAGGUACGAUGAAGGGUUCGUCGGUUUCAGCGAAGAAGGGGGCAUGGAACAAGUUCACCACGGCAGUUAUGGGAUUGGUGGUGCUUUCCUUGUUGGUUCCGCUCAUCUUUUCCCUCGGUGGCCUCCACAACAGAGCAGCUUACUCGGGAUUUGGGAGCGAUGAGGGAGAAACUGCCCUGAAUGAUGUUAAAAAAACCUUUAUAGAAGAAAAUUCUACCCAUCCCACGAAGGUUGAUAUGAAAGUCAGCAUGAAACCAGAAGGAACUAGCUGGUCCAAUGAUGCUCAAAGGCCAAGUGACAAGUUCGAGAAUUCCAUGCAACAUUCUCAUAGUGACAGGAUUCUACAAAAUGAGCUGAAAGACAAUGAUGAGGAGGGAAGUGAUCUACAAAGACCUGCGGACAAUGAUGAGACAGAUAAGUCAUGUGAAGAUGCAUUUGGAAGUUACUGUUUGUGGUGUAAGAAACAUAAAGAAGUAAUGGAAGAUUCUAUGGUGAAAAAAUUAAAAGAUCGGCUAUUCAUGGCUAGAUCUUACUAUCCAAGCAUUGCUAAGAAGAAUCAAACCCAUGAAAAGUUAACUCGUGAAUUGAAGCAAAAUAUUCAAGAGUUUGAACGUGUUCUUAGUGAUGCAACUACUGAUGCUGACCUUCAGGGCAGUAUUGGGCAGAAGUUGCAGAAUAUGGAAGUUGCAAUUGCCAAAGCUGAAGCCAAACAUAUAGGCUGUUAUCAUGUGGACAGGAAGUUGGCACAAAUACUUGAUAUGACUAAAGAUGAAGCACUCUUUCACAGGCGUCAGAGCGCAUUUCUGUAUAAUCUUGGUGUACAGACCAUUCCUAAAAGUCACCAUUGUUUGUCAAUGAGAUUGACUGUGGAAUAUUUCAAAUCACUCCCAGAUCAUAGUGUGCCAUCUGAGAUUGACCACUCUGAUGCUUCAGGUCUUCAACAUUAUGUUAUUUUCUCAAAAAACGUACUUGCAUCAUCUGUCGUUAUUAACUCAAGUUCGACAUAUGCUAAGGGCAGCACCAAGAUGGUUUUCCAUCUGCUCACAGAUUCAGAGAAUUACUUUGCAAUGAAGCACUGGUUUAUGAGAAAUUCCUAUAAUUCGGCAACUGUUCAUGUGGAGAAUAUAGAUGAACAUAAGCAAAAAUAUGUCACUGCUGGUCUGAACAAUAUCUUGCAUUUGAGUGCAUCAGAGGAGUUCCGUGUUACCAUUGGAAAUGGUGAAGAUGCAUUGCUUAGCCCCAAAAGAACAGAAUAUUUGUCAGUGUUUAGUGAAGCAUACUUUUGUCUGCCACAAAUCUUUAGCAAACUGAAAAAGGUGAUUGUAUUGGACGAUGAUGUAGUUGUUCAGAGAGACCUUUCGCCUUUGUGGAACCUUGAUCUGGAAGGAAAAGUGAUCGGUGCACCAGAGUUUUGUAGCGUGAGGCUUGGCCACUUAAAUGGUUAUUUAAAUGCAGGAACUUUGGAUCUUGAUGCUUGCAUAUGGAUGUCAGGACUUAAUAUAAUUGAUUUGGAGAAGUGGAGGGAGCUAAAUCUAUUACAGCAAUACCAGGAGAGGCUCCAAAGAAUAAGAGACGGAUCUUUACCUCAGGCAAGAGCACUGUCUGCAAGUUUGGUGACAUUCAACGGUUUGAUCUAUGGCCUUGACAAUUCAUGGGUUUUGUCUGGCCUUGGACACCAGUACGGAAUAGACAGGGAUACCAUCAAGAGAGCUGCAGUACUGCAUUAUAAUGGCAAGAUGAAGCCAUGGCUUGAGCUGGGUAUCCGGCAGUACAAAGCCUACUGGACAAGGUUUCUGAAAAGAGAUGACCAGUACAUGGAUGACUGCAACGUGAACCGGUAACCGAUGACAAACGAAUCUGCAGUGGACCCAGUUAAGUCUCUAAUGUGGAAUUUUCUGUGCUGGACGGAAGCAGGUGCAGGCAUCAGAGAUGAAAUUAGAUUGGGUUCGUCCUUUACUAUGGUUGGGGUUCAUGCUGGUUUUCGGCCGUCUUGCUGAGGACAAGAUCUAUCCACAAUAAACGAGCUGUCACUCCUACUAACUUCCCAGUGCUCUGGGGAGUGCGUAACUCGUCACACGAUUUCUAAUAUUAUUGGAUAGGAAGAGGAUUCCUGUAAAGAUGAGGUGGGGAAGUUGUAGCCGACACGGCUGGCACGGCGGCAAAAUCUGCUGAAAGUGCCAAGGCACGCAAUUCUUUCUUGCGCUGUGAUAUAUAUAAUAGUGAUCGGUGGGUUUAGCUGGCAACCAAAUUUGAGUUGCCACUGUUCCACAAGAGCGGCUUCUUGUUUUUCUUCUCCGGACAUUUUCUUUUGCAUUCCAAUUUCUUAAUUAUAAUUUUUAGAAUUCCAUCGCCCCAAUCCUUGGUAGAUGAUUCUUCUCUUUUACUAUGUAGAAGUUGAAUUUUCUUGUUGCUUGAGCAAUAAAAUUGAAUCACAUUGAUGUAGCACAA